AUGUGUCAGAUGGUGGAGUACUCGUUGGACCUGCAGAACAUCAACCUUUCAGCCAUUAGGACAGUCAGGGUCCUCAGACCCCUCAAAGCCAUCAACAGAGUACCCAGUAUGCGUAUCCUGGUGAAUCUCCUCCUGGACACACUGCCCAUGCUGGGAAACGUCCUCCUGCUUUGUUUCUUCGUCUUCUUCAUCUUUGGCAUCAUCGGAGUGCAGCUGUGGGCGGGAUUACUGAGGAACCGAUGCUACCUCGAGGAAAACUUCACCCUUUCGUCAGGUCUGACCCUACCCGCUCCUUACUACCAGCCGGAGGAGGAUGACGAGCGCCCCUUCAUCUGCUCUCUGGCCCAGGAUAACGGGAUCAUGUCGUGUGGUGACGUCCCGGCCCGGAGGGAGGGGGGAAGGACCUGCUGUCUGGACAGGGAGGAUGCCUACCACCGCCAGUCCCUGGGGCUCAUCCCUGAACCACUAGUCAACAGUUCAGCCAGUGCAGUGGGUCUCUGUAUCAACUGGAACCAGUACUAUACUAGAUGCCAUACUGGACAUAAUAAUCCACACAAGGGGGCGAUCAACUUCGAUAACAUCGUAUAUGCCUGGAUUGUUAUCUUCCAGGUGAUCACCCUGGAAGGCUGGGUAGAGAUCAUGUACUAUGUAAUGGAUGCUCACUCCUUCUACAACUUCAUCUACUUCAUCUUCCUCAUCAUCAUUGGCUCGUUCUUCAUGAUCAACCUCUGUCUGGUGGUCAUCGCCACCCAGUUCAGUGAGACCAAGCAGCGGGAGCACCAGCUGAUGCAGGAGCAGCGGGCCCAGUGCCUGUCCUCCUCUACCCUGGCCAGCCUGCAUGAACCGGGGGACUGCUACGAAGAGCUCUUCCAGCUGGUCUGCCACAUGCUGCGCAAGGCCCGCAGGAGGUCUGUAGCCCUGUAUAACCAACUGAGAGGAAGGCCUCUGCCACCACCGCCCACUAGAGGGAGAGGAAGAGGAGGAGGAAGAGGAGCAGGGAGUGCGAACGGAGGGGAAAGGAAUCACCUGAGGCAGCCACGCCAAUCUCCCUGUCCUCACCAAAACAAGCUGGACCCAGUCCACAGCUCCCAACCCCUGGGCAACUCCAUCGCCCUGGCCGUCCCUCAAAACACAGAGGACUGCCCUCAGUGCGCUGCGGCACUGUCACUCAGGGAGGGGGCGGGAGCUGUGGGCGACUCGGCCAAUGGGGAGGAGGAGGAGGGGGCUGUGGAGGAGACGGACAGGGAGGAGAACCACUUGGAGGAGAAAGUGGAAGAGGGGGAGGGAGUGAAGAAGAAGAGGAAGAGGAGGUCGUGUUUUGGACACUGUAAGGACAUGUGGGAUGAGAUGAGGAAGAAACUUUGGGGCAUCGUGGAGAGCAAAUACUUCAAUAGAGGAAUCAUGAUCGCUAUUCUCAUCAAUACUAUCAGCAUGGGGAUAGAACAUCACAACCAGCCGGAGGAGCUGACUAACGUGUUGGAGAUCAGUAACAUUGUGUUCACCAGUAUGUUCACCCUGGAAAUGAUCCUCAAGCUGACCGCCUUUGGCUUCUUCGCCUACCUGAGGAACCCCUACAACAUCUUUGACGGCAUCAUCGUCAUCAUCAGUGUGUGUGAGAUCAUAGGUCAGUCUGAUGGAGGUCUGUCUGUCCUGAGGACCUUCAGACUGUUGAGGGUGAUCAAGCUGGUGCGCUUCAUGCCAGCGCUACGCAGACAGUUGGUGGUGCUGAUGAAGACCAUGGACAACGUGGCCACCUUCUGCAUGCUCCUCAUGCUUUUCAUAUUCAUCUUCAGUAUCCUGGGGAUGCACAUCUUUGGCUGUAAGUUCAGUCUGAAGACAGACACUGGAGACACUGUUCCUGACAGGAAGAACUUUGACUCUCUACUGUGGGCCAUUGUCACUGUGUUUCAGAUUCUGACUCAGGAAGACUGGAACAUGGUGCUGUAUAAUGGAAUGGCCUCCACCUCUCCCUGUGCUGCUCUCUACUUUGUGGCUCUAAUGACCUUUGGCAACUACGUCCUCUUCAACCUGCUGGUGGCCAUCUUGGUAGAGGGCUUUCAGGCUGAGGGGGAUGCCAACCGGUCGUACUCCGAAGACGACAGGUCCUCAUGUAACUUUGACGAGAACUCUGACAAGCUGAAGGACUCUCUUCAUCUCUCUGACCCUAAGAUCUGCACCCUAACCCCCAACGGUCACCUGGACCUGUCCCCAACGCCCACGGGUCUGUACACGGCCGACAGGCUCACUUUCGCUCUGGGCUCACGCAAAAACAGUGUCAUCUCUCUGGGCAGGGCUAACCUGGAGGGCAGGGCUAACCUGGAGGGCAGGGCUCUGUGUCGGGGGAGCAGCUCCCUGUACCACAACUGGGGCCGCCCUGCCUCCCAGACCCAGGCAAUGUGGUGCCGGCGGUCCAGCUGGAAUAGCCUGGGUCGCCCCUCCCGAGCCUUGGGCCUGGGAUUGGGGGUAGGAGGAGGGGGUAGCCUGCGCUCCCGCAGCCCCCACGCCACCCACCCGGCCGAGCAGGAGUCCCUCCUCUCCCCCCCUCACCCUCCUCCACACCUCGCCCACCCUCCUCCCCUCCUGGCCCUAAACUUUGUCCCGCGGCGGGACCGCCGAGCGCUGUCCUUGGAGCUGCCGGAGCUCCUCCAGGUCCCGGGGACCCCCCUGGCGUCAAUGCUGCCUUACCCCAGGAAGAAGAGCUUCUCCAGUGGGUUGGUUGGUGCAGGGGCUGGGGGGGAGCACCAGGACUGCAAUGGGAAGGCCCCACCAGCCCAGCUCCAGCUUCAACUUCAGCUACCGCCACAUCCACAUCCACAUCCACAGCUACUGACAGAGGUGUUCCCUCAGGUCAACACACGCAAGGACAGAGAGGACCUGGACGAUGACAUUGACUAUAGUCUGUGUUUCCGUAUCCAGAAGAUGAUGGAGGUGUACAGGCCAGAGUGGUGUGAGACCAGAGAGGACUGGUCUGUCUUCCUCUUCUCUCCUCAGAACAGGUUCAGGCGGGUAUGCCAGUCCAUCAUAGCCUACAAGAUGUUUGACUAUGUGGUGCUAGCGUUCAUCUUCUCCAACUGCAUCACCGUGGCUCUGGAGAGACCCAAGAUCAUGCAGGGCAGCCUGGAAAGAGUCUUCCUAACCAUCUCCAACUACGUCUUCACAGCCAUCUUUGUAGCAGAGAUGACGCUCAAGGUGGUGUCUAUGGGCCUGUAUAUAGGGGAACAGGCAUAUCUGAAAAGCAGCUGGAACGUGUUGGACGGCUUCCUGGUCUUUGUGUCGUUGAUUGACAUUGUGGUGUCAAUGGCGGGCGGGGCUAAGAUUCUGGGGGUGCUGAGAGUUCUCAGAUUGCUCCGCACACUGCGCCCCCUCAGGGUGAUCAGUCGAGCCCCAGGUCUGAAGCUGGUAGUGGAGACUCUAAUAACGUCUCUGAAACCUAUAGGAAACAUUGUCCUUAUCUGCUGUGCUUUCUUCAUCAUAUUUGGUAUCCUGGGGGUGCAGCUGUUCAAAGGGAAGUUCUUCUACUGCUUUGGCCCCGACGUCAAGAACAUCACCAACAAGUCUGACUGUCUGCAGGCCAACUACAAAUGGGUUCAUCACAAGUACAACUUUGACAACCUGGGACAGGCUCUGAUGUCCCUGUUUGUGCUGGCUUCAAAGGACGGUUGGGUGAACAUCAUGUACCAUGGCCUGGAUGCUGUUGGGGUGGACCAACAGCCAGUGAUCAACAACAGUCCAUGGAUGCUCCUCUACUUCAUCUCCUUCCUCCUCAUCGUCAGUUUCUUCGUUCUGAACAUGUUUGUGGGCGUGGUAGUGGAGAACUUCCACAAGUGCCGUCAGAACCAGGAAGUGGAAGAGGCUAAAAGGAGAGAGGAUAAACGACGGAGACGCAUGGAGAAGAAGAGGAGGGACGCCCAGAAGAUCCCCUACUAUGCCAGCUACAGCUCCCUCCGCCUGUGGAUCCACACUCUGUGUACCACCUACUACCUGGACCUCUUCAUCACCUUCAUCAUCUGUAUCAACGUCAUCACCAUGUCACUGGAACACUACAGCCAGCCACGAUCUCUGGAUCUAGUGUUGAAGUACUGUAACUAUUUCUUCACAUCCACCUUUGUACUGGAGACCCUCCUGAAGCUCACCGCCUUUGGCUUCCGACGCUUCUUUAAGGACAGGUGGAAUCAGUUGGAUCUGGCCAUCGUGUUGCUGUCAGUGAUGGGCAUCACUCUGGAGGAGAUCGACUACAGCGCUUCUCUCCCCAUCAACCCUACCAUCAUACGCAUCAUGAGGGUGUUGAGGAUCGCAAGAGUUCUGAAGCUGCUGAAGAUGGCUAAAGGAAUGAGAGCUCUGCUGGAUACAGUGGUCCAAGCCCUACCACAGGUGGGGAACCUGGGCCUGCUCUUCAUGCUCCUGUUCUUCAUCUAUGCAGCACUGGGGGUUGAGCUGUUUGGAGAACUGGUGUGUAACGAGGACUACCCAUGUGAGGGGAUGAGCCGCCAUGCUACCUUUGAGAACUUUGGCAUGGCCUUCCUCACUCUGUUCCAGGUCUCCACUGGGGACAACUGGAAUGGGAUCAUGAAGGACACGUUGAGGGAGUGCCCUCCGGACUACGGGCCUGACUACUCCUGCAACCCCAGCCUGCAGUUCAUCUCUCCCAUGUACUUUGUGUCCUUUGUGUUGACGGCCCAGUUCGUCCUGAUUAACGUGGUGGUGGCGGUGUUGAUGAAGCACCUGGACGACUCCAACAAGGAGGCCAAGGAGGAGGCGGAGAUGGACGCUGAGAUUGAGCUGGAGCUGGCCACGGGGGCCCUAUGCUGCAUGGGGCCGGAGGGAGUCUGUGCAGGAGGGAAAAAAGGUGGAGGAGGAGGAGUGGAUAGAGGGAUGGGAGUCCCAGGCAGUUCCUCCGGGGGGAAUAUGCAAUAUCACGUGGCAACGACGCAUCCAGGAACACUGCAAGAUCCGAACAAUCGGGAUCCCUACUCUCCUGCACAGGAGAGUCAGUGGCUGGACAGUGUGUCUCUGCUGAUUAAGGACUCAUUUGAAGGAGAGAUGCUGAUGAUUGACAACCUCUCUGGAUCUGUCUUCCAUCACUACUCUUCUACCUCUUCUCCUGUCUGGAAGGACUGUAAGAGCCACCCACAACUAGAGCAGAUCCGGCUGGCAGAGAUAGAGCAGGCAUCUCUGAGGUCAGACCAAAUGUCAGACAAGUCGUCGUCUCCGGCCCUACCUGAUGACCUCAGCCUGGACGACCAGAGUGUCCACCAGCUGCUGGUGCGGGAGGGAAAGGAGGAGAGGGGCAGUGACUCCCAGGGCUCAGAGGAGGCUGGCGGAGGAGGGGACUCCUUGACCCAGGCCCAGACAGGGGGGUCGAGGCACUGCAGGGCCCACAGUUCAGUAGCCGAGGAGGGGGCUCCACUCCUGGUGGAGGUGGGGGUCCAUCAGAGACACAAGACCCCAUCCCACCACAGCCCUGGUGGCACCUCCUGUAGUAGCACUAAGGCAGGAGAAGGAUCAGAUGAGGGAGGAAGAGGAGGAGGAAGAGUAGGAGCGGCCAGUGCCUCUGGUUCUCCUGCUCUUAUCCGUCUGCCAGCGGAGUUCUUCCACCCCGUGGCAGCAGCGGCCCUGCCGGCGCCCCCCAGGGCCAGAGAAGGGCGCCCCUCACGGGGCCUCAGACUCACCUCCCCGGCCUCCUGGUCCUCCCUGCGCUCCCAAGGAGCCAACAGCCGGGUGCUCUGCACGCAGUACCCGUCCCAUAGUGACUCGUCUCUGGCCAAGAGGAGCUCCGAUGGCAGCCUCCAGACCACCCUAGAGGAAGGACUCAGCUUCAGUGUUUCGCCCCCUCAAGACCUGGUGUCCCCCCUCCCUCCUCUUCCCCUGCUCUGCCCCCCGCUCCCUGAGGACCCCACCAGCUGCCCCCCAGGCCAGACUCUGAGACCGCGGCCCAGCCCCUCGUCAGGCCCUGCCCUCACCCUCCAGGCCACUCGGGGCCACCAGCGGAGCCAGAGCAGCGGCAGGGGUAGCAUCAGCCCCGGCUACACCCGGGAAGACUCCAUAGACCCUGUUCCAUGUGACCUGGAGGACCUGGGCAUCGGGAUCAGUUUGUCUAUCGGGGGGUGUGGCUCCAGCCAGGCGGGCAACAGCGAACACUUGUCGGAGACGCUAAGCAGUCUGUCGCUCACAUCGUUGCUCUCACCCGCCUCCCUGGCACCGUCGGGGGUGAAGAAAUGCAACAGCACUGGGAGCUUGAAUCAGGGGGCGAGGAGGGGGGAGGGGAGACAGAUCCUAGGGUUGGAGUUGGACCACCAGGGCUUCCUGGCCAACCCUUGGGGAGAGAGUGGGGGAGGCAGAGGAGAGGAGGGACAGUUGGGAGAGGCACCGGACCUCAAGGGGAAAAGCUCAAGCCAAACAACAGUAGGGUCCUGUAGUAAAAACAGAUGAAGCCUGAAUCCCUUGUUGUCUACUACCGCUCCUAUUAGGAUUCAUCAACCCCUUACUGUUCCUCUCCGUCCCCCUCAGGCAGAGAGAAGUUUGACGUUUUUGACAACGUGUGAUGUAAUCCCGUGAAUUCCUAUAACCAAACCCCUCCCUCUCGCUCUAUAAAUAUUUGUUUAUGACCCCCCCCUGUCCCAUUUUGUGCUACCCUGUGGCAGUGGUUCAGGUGUGGAGGGUCAGAGGUCAAACGGUGGAAGGUUAAACGGGAUUACAGGUGUGACCCCUGUGGUGGGGGUGUGGGGGGCUGGGAUGGACCCCCCAUCAUACCCCUGUGGAGGAGAAGGACCCCCAGAGGAGGAGACAGACCAGGAGGGCUGCAUCAUCAUAUCAGGGAGAUAUACAUAGAAGACGUAGCCAGAGACAAGCUGAGACAGAGAUCUAACGAGAACAUUUUGUCUGAACGUCCUGUUUGUUUUCAUGUUUUGUUCGGCUUCACAGAAGUUUAAAAUGCAAAAAUAGAAUAUCUAACAAAACUGAGCUGAUCAAGCCAACAGAUUUGAUUUAUUUUUCAGUGUGGCUGUAAAUCACAUUGUAGGAGGAGGCUUUAUGUACGUUGCAGUGUAGGAUGAGCCUGAAUGUACGUGACGAUAUAGGAGGGCUGAAGCCAGAUCUGUUGUGGUAGACGGAGGCUACAGGUCCUUGCGUGUGGAGUGGAAGAGGGGUGAGGAGGUCUAGGCUGAACAGAGGUAGUGUAGAGAUCACCUGAGAAGGAGUUGUUAUAGUGGAAGAGCUGAGACUUAGGUAGCAAAAGCAUGCGUUAACUUAUCAUCACCAUCACCUAACCCCUUCCCUCCAUCAGUACUUUUCAGGAAGGAGUGUGUGUGUGUGUGUGUGUGUGUGUGUGUGUGUGUGUGUGUGUGUGUGUGUGUGUGUGUGUGUGUGUGUGUGUGUGUGUGUGUGUGUGUGUGUGUGUGUGUGUGUGUGUGUGUGUGUGUGUGUGUGUGUGUGUGUGUGUGUGUGUGUGUGUGUGUGUGUGUGUGUGUGUGUGUGUGAUAGAACAACAGGAAAAAGAGAGACAGAGAUAGAGACCAUACUAUGAUCCCACUCAUGCAUGCAACAGUUUGUGAAAUAGGCUCUUUUAUCCCAACGUCACUCACUCAGAGAGAAGGACAGGGAGUGAAUGAGAGAGACAGGACAGCCUGCUAUAUUCACUCACAGUAGCAAAUUCUCUCUGUCAAAGACACUGACCCUCCUGAGACAAACAACCUGAGGAGACGAGACGAGCACCAUUCACUCUGGGAGAUGAAAAACUCACACCUGCAUACAGUUGCUUCACAAUGGAAGGUGUGUGAAAUUCAAACCUGUCACUUCUUUCUCUUUGUCACUUUGCCAAAGUAAGAAAGGAAGAAUAUAUCAGAGAUAUGAAUUCCAGACCAAUAGAACCUCCUAGAAGAUGGAGGCAGUUUGCCUGCAUGAUGGAAUUAUUGCAUUUUACCCAAGAGUUUUAAUAUAUAUACCGAAGUGUAUCAAGAUGUCAAUGUUGGGAUGAUAAUUAUAAAGUGGUUUCUAUUCCAAUAUUUUUUUAGAAUACAGAAUAGGAGCGUGACAGUGUUGUCAUGACUUUGUCCUUAACCUAUACCUUACCCGUACGAUUUCUCGUAUAACUUAUUGUCGAAAACCAUUUGUCUGCAGGUGGCUUUCACUUUUAUAAUGUGGGGUUAAAAAUAUAUACUUUUUAUUAUUAAAAGUGUGUGGAGAGAACAACCAAGCAAAAAAAUGUAAAUAAGCUCUGUGUGCUGAAGAAAAAGUUCCCUUGGGGACACGUAACUUUGGGAAUUUCGGUUCCUCCUGGAAUUUUGGAUUUUGGAAUCCCAAAUGAAGACCAAAGGAGGGAAGGGCCAUAAUUUCGCAGCACAGGAGAACAUUUCCUAAUCACAGACAUUCCCGGGACGAACAGGGAGUGUUGUCGCUUAGCUUAGCCUCCUAUGCUAACACCAAGAUGAAAAAACAUUGCUGAUCUUUUUGAAAGCUUUAAUUUGAGUGUCAUACCAAUACAUGAUGACACAUCUAAUUAUUGACACAUCAAUGUUCGUUAGCAUGGUUAUGGGAUUGCAAUAGGAUGCUUCUCCGUUUAAAAGAUACGCAAUUCACUCACCCAGUCUAUCUCUCUCUCUAACACACAUCUGUAGUAGCAAACCCUAGUUUUGAUAUCAAGCUGUCACUGUAACGAUGAAUAAACAUUGCAUCUUUUCCCAACCUUUUGGUAUGCCACUCAGUACAUCUGAGAUGAAGUGGCCAUCUUAGCCUGACCUAGAAUACACUUUUGUAUCCCUGGUGGGUUUUUUUGGAGGGGGGGGGGGUUCUCAUUGAGGUGAUGAGCAAAGUUCGGUUUGAUCUGUUUAAUGAACUUCAUUGACAUUUAAUUGAAUCACUGGUGAUUGUCUUUAACAUGUUUGUAACAUGUGGGAUAUCAGUGAGUGGUUAUUGCUAUGGGUUGUCUGUUACUAUAACUUCAGGAGAUGCCACUUUAUUAUUAUAGUCCACACCUGGACCGUCUUGGUUAAUGGUGGUGGGAAUAGGUAGAAGUUGCCCCUAACCACUGAUACAAGGUCAGAUAUUAGUUCAUCCCCUUAAUCUUUAAGGUUAGAAUAAAGGGUUGGGUAAUCUGAUUCCAGAUCUGUGGUUAGGGGCGACCUCAACCUCCAGGUGUAAAACAUGAGCGUGUGGGUUGACAGGAACCAUAACGUGACCUUGAAGGGCUGUUUUAGCUUCAAAGAUGUUCUCAUAAAUGACCAGAUAAAUCUCUAAGUCAAUGAAUAUGGCAUCAAAGGUAAGCCCAACGGCACAGCAAUAAAUGUUCUUAUGUGUUUGCCCUGAG
Messenger RNA from Oncorhynchus keta (chum salmon), 9301 nucleotides. RefSeq names its product voltage-dependent T-type calcium channel subunit alpha-1I-like. The coding region runs from base 1 to 6429 and encodes 2142 amino acids. NCBI's taxonomy places the organism in Eukaryota, Metazoa, Chordata, Actinopteri, Salmoniformes, Salmonidae. Gene Ontology annotation, molecular function: low voltage-gated calcium channel activity; voltage-gated sodium channel activity. Gene Ontology annotation, cellular component: neuron projection; voltage-gated calcium channel complex; plasma membrane. Gene Ontology annotation, biological process: neuronal action potential; membrane depolarization during action potential; positive regulation of calcium ion-dependent exocytosis. The transcript is spliced from 35 exons. The record is from RefSeq and is a predicted model, not a curated record.